UCUAUGACGGUUGCUGAGUGGCGUUGGCAGAAUGGACUGGGUGUUGCUUUUUACAGUUUUAUGCGGUGUUGUGUUCGCGAACGCAGCCGUUGAUAUAGAAAGAAAAAGGGCGGUUGUAAAACGAUUGGGUAUGUGUAAGAAUCAGAAAACCGACGACAUGCCAAUGCAGUUUUAUGAUACCCAAGUCAGCCACGACAAAUCCAAGGACACUACCAUCAGCAUGAAAGUUAACGUCACGAGAGUCAUUACUAAUUUAAGCAUAGUUUUUAAUUUCUGCAAAUGCGACUUCUCCGGCAACCCGGACAGUUGCGAGUACGUGCUAAGUGACUACGCUAAUGAUGAGAUAUGUUACUAUAUCGGGAAAGAAAACGAAGCCUGGAGUAUUUUUAUCGAUCACUUCGAUAAAAAACCUUUAUGCCCCAUUAAACCGGGUAUUUACGUGUUAACAAACUUGCCGAUUACAACGGAUUUCAUGAAAUACCUGCCGAUUUCUGAUGCCGUUUGGAAACUUAAAUUGGAAGGAAGUGAUAUGGGGCAACCGGUUUCUUGCGUUGAAUUGGAAAUGCAAAUUUCCACUUUUCUCGGAAAAGUCAAACGUAAAAGGCACUAAAUAUGUUUUCCUUCCAUUUGUAUUGUGUUUUCCUUAGAUAUGUUUGUGCAAUAAAAUGUUUUUUGUGUUUUGUA
Aethina tumida (small hive beetle) is the source of this 684-nucleotide messenger RNA. RefSeq lists its product as uncharacterized. The transcript is spliced from 4 exons. Lineage: Eukaryota; Metazoa; Arthropoda; Insecta; Coleoptera; Nitidulidae. The record is from RefSeq and is a predicted model, not a curated record. Bases 32 to 610 code for a protein of 192 amino acids.